Molecule: messenger RNA, 591 nt
Organism: Trichomonas vaginalis G3
Lineage: Eukaryota; Parabasalia; Trichomonadida; Trichomonadidae
Product: RNA polymerase II transcription regulator recruiting protein
Exons: 1
Coding region: 1-591 (196 amino acids)
Biological process (GO): regulation of DNA-templated transcription
Cellular component (GO): nucleus
Molecular function (GO): RNA polymerase II cis-regulatory region sequence-specific DNA binding; DNA-binding transcription factor activity, RNA polymerase II-specific
Source: RefSeq, a predicted model, not a curated record
AUGAGUAACGAAGCAACAAACCCAAACAUACCUAUUAUUCACGAUGAACAUAAUCUGAUUGUUUUAGACCCGGCGCAACAAGCACCUCUUACAGAUAUUGCUCAAUCUAUGGAGCUUGAACCACCCACAACACCAAAUGAAGCUAGAACAAAGCGCCAUUUUACAUACGAAGAAGACCAGCAAAUCAGACAGCUAGUUGAACAGCAUGGUACUGGACAGUGGACUCUUAUUGCAAGCCAAUUGCAAAAUAGAAGCGCUCGCCAAGUCAGAGAUAGAUGGCGGUGUUAUCUCGAUCCUAAUGUCCAGAAGAAAGAAUGGACUCUUGAAGAAGAUCAACUGCUCCUGCAAUUGUAUCAGUCUGUUGGGAGAUUAUGGUCUCAACUUGUUAAGUUUUUCCCAGGAAGGACAGAUGUUGAUCUCAAAAACCAUUGGAACAAACUUCAAAGACAUGCUAAGAAAAUACAGCCGAAUCAGCUCGAUGUUGCAGAGCUUUCACUUAAAGUACCAGACCAAAAUAUCACUGUUAACGAUAUGUCUCAAGUCAUGGGACAAGAAAAUGAAGCGAAGCCGGAGCCAGAAAAUCAACAAUAA